AACAAGAUGGCAUGGACUUAAAGGCAGAUUUUGAAACACAUUUUGGAAUUGCUCACACUCGCUGGGCAACCCAUGGAGUGCCCAAUGCAGUGAAUAGUCACCCUCAGAGAUCGGAUAAAAGGAAUGAGUUUGUAGUUAUCCAUAAUGGAAUCAUCACAAACUAUAAGGACCUGAGGAAAUUUCUGGAGACCAAAGGCUAUGAGUUUGAAUCUGAAACUGACACUGAAACCAUCCCAAAGCUGGUCAAAUACAUGUAUGAUAACAGAGAGACUGAAGAUAUCAGCUUUUCAGCCUUGGUAGAGAGAGUUAUUCAACAACUGGAAGGUGCUUUCGCAUUGGUUUUCAAGAGCAUCCAUUACCCAGGUGAAGCUGUUGCCACCAGGCGAGGGAGUCCUCUACUCAUUGGAGUUCGCAGCAAAUACAAGCUUUCCACUGAACAGAUUCCUAUCUUGUAUAGGACAUGCAACAUUGAGAAUGUGAAGAACAUAUGCAAGACCCGAAUGAAAAGACUGGAUAGUUCUACCUGCCUUCAUGCUAUUGGAGAUAAAGCAGUAGAAUUUUUCUUUGCUUCUGAUGCAAGUGCUAUCAUUGAACACACCAACAGAGUAAUUUUCCUAGAAGAUGAUGACAUUGCAGCAGUGGCUGAUGGGAAACUUUCUAUCCAUCGGCUAAAACGUUCAGCUAGUGAUGACCCCUCUCGAGCCAUCCAGACCUUGCAGAUGGAAUUGCAGCAAAUCAUGAAAGGUAACUUCAGUGCAUUCAUGCAGAAGGAAAUCUUUGAACAACCAGAAUCUGUUGUCAAUACCAUGAGAGGCAGGAUGAAUUUUGCGACCAAAACAGUUCUGUUGGGUGGUCUGAAGGACCACUUGAAAGAAAUCAGAAGAUGCCGACGACUGAUCAUUAUUGGCUGUGGGACCAGCUAUCAUGCUGCAGUAGCUACCCGACAGAUGUUGGAAGAGUUGACAGAGCUGCCUGUGAUGGUGGAACUUGCUAGUGACUUUCUGGAUAGAAACACUCCUGUAUUCAGGGAUGAUGUGUGCUUUUUUAUAAGUCAGUCAGGAGAAACUGCAGAUACGCUUAUGGCCUUGCGGUAUUGUAAGGAUCGUGGGGCUCUGACGGUUGGCAUUACAAACACCGUGGGAAGCUCAAUAUCCAGGGAGACUGACUGUGGUGUGCAUAUCAAUGCAGGCCCUGAAAUAGGAGUGGCAAGCACAAAGGCUUACACCAGCCAGUUCAUCUCUCUUGUAAUGUUUGGCCUCAUGAUGUCCGAAGACAGAAUUUCUUUGCAGACUAGGAGACAGGAGAUCAUCAGUGGGCUGCAAACGUUACCUGAGAUGAUUAAAGAAGUCUUGUCCUUGGAUGAGAAGAUACAUGACUUGGCCCUUGAACUGUACAAACAGAGAUCGCUCUUGGUUAUGGGGCGUGGCUAUAACUAUGCCACUUGCCUGGAAGGAGCAUUGAAAAUCAAGGAGAUCACGUACAUGCACUCCGAAGGUAUCCUGGCUGGUGAAUUAAAGCAUGGACCACUGGCCCUUGUAGAUAAACAUAUGCCUGUUAUCAUGGUAAUUAUGAAGGAUCCCUGCUUCACCAAGUGCCAGAAUGCACUGCAACAGGUCAUUGCUCGACAGGGUCGCCCAAUUAUUCUGUCUUCUAGAGAAGAUACUGAAAGUUCAAAAUUUGCAUACAAAACUAUUGAGCUGCCACACACAGUUGACUGUCUCCAAGGCGUCUUGAGUGUUAUUCCCCUACAGCUGCUUUCAUUCCACCUGGCUGUUCUUAGAGGAUAUGAUGUGGACUUUCCAAGAAAUCUGGCCAAAUCUGUGACUGUGGAAUAAACAACCCACAAUAGUGUG
This is a messenger RNA of Emys orbicularis (European pond turtle), 1853 nucleotides long. It is a transcript of the gene GFPT2, whose product is annotated as glutamine-fructose-6-phosphate transaminase 2. The record is from RefSeq and is a predicted model, not a curated record. Gene Ontology annotation, biological process: protein N-linked glycosylation; fructose 6-phosphate metabolic process; carbohydrate derivative biosynthetic process. Bases 12 to 1835 code for a protein of 607 amino acids. Gene Ontology annotation, molecular function: carbohydrate derivative binding; L-glutamine:D-fructose-6-phosphate transaminase (isomerizing) activity. The transcript has 16 exons. NCBI's taxonomy places the organism in Eukaryota, Metazoa, Chordata, Testudines, Emydidae.